Molecule: messenger RNA, 2116 nt
Organism: Dunckerocampus dactyliophorus (ringed pipefish)
Lineage: Eukaryota; Metazoa; Chordata; Actinopteri; Syngnathiformes; Syngnathidae
Product: guanylyl cyclase-activating protein 2-like
Exons: 4
Coding region: 89-670 (193 amino acids)
Biological process (GO): visual perception
Cellular component (GO): cone photoreceptor outer segment; photoreceptor inner segment
Molecular function (GO): calcium ion binding; calcium sensitive guanylate cyclase activator activity
Source: RefSeq, a predicted model, not a curated record
GAGUCAGAUGCCCAUUUCUAGUCUGGACACUUGGGCAAGGAGUACAUACCCACAGCCUAAAGGACAAUGAACUGAUCAAAUACUAACCAUGGGACAGGCACAGCAAACAGAGAACGUAGAAGAAAUUGAUGUCAAAGCACUCCAGGAUAUGUACAAAAAGUUUGUCACAGAAUGCCCGAGUGGACUACUUUUUCUACAUGAGUUCAAGCGUUUUUUUGGGGUGGACCCAACAGGUGAAGCAUCAGAAUAUGCAGAGAACAUGUUUCGAGCUUUUGACAAAAACGGGGAUAAUACGAUAGAUUUCCUUGAGUUUGUGGCAGCACUGAAUCUUGUCUUUCGGGGGGACAUGGAGCAUAAACUGCGCUGGUCAUUCAAGGUGUACGACAAAGACAGCAACGGCUGUGUGGACAGGGACGAGCUCCGGUCAAUAAUCGAUAGCAUUCAUCGUGCAAAAAAAGGCAAUAAGAAGGACAAAGAGCCACAUAUGACAGUUGAUGAUGCUGUGGAUCGAAUAAUGCGGGCUGUUGACACUGAUGGUGACGGUUGCAUUAAUAUGGAAGAGUUCAUUAGAGGGGCACAGCAGGACCCCUGGGUGCUCAACAUGUUGAAGGUGGACAUAAAUCCUGCACGAUGGGUUCUGGAUCAAAGGAGAAAGAGCGCACACUUCUGAAGAUGGCCAAGUACACAAUUUAGGCCUUUUUUCACACUGAGAAGACAUUUAGGCUAUGUCCACAGGAACACGGUGUGCGUUUUAGUUUCUCGUCCAGACGCAAACAUAGAUUUUGUCCCUAAAAACUGUGUAAUUAUUAGUCAUGGUUAUAAUGAAGUGACAUGUAGUUAUACAGUUAAAUUAAGACGUAUUUGGACAGUCGCAUGUGUGUGAAAUAAAAUAACAUAUGGCUGACGUGUCGGCGUUCAGCUUUAAUUUCAGAGGUGUUCCCAAAAAUAUGGCAUUUACAAAACUACAACAUUUACAAUUCAACCAUUUAUGUAAAGUACAUAAAUUUUCUAAAGCUCAAAAGUAUUGGCAUAAUUGUACAUUAAUACCUUAAUUUUAAUACUUGGUUGAUAACUCAUUUGCAGUUAACUAGUGCCUGAAUUCUGGAACCCAUGGAUAGCAUCACAUUUUCCAAAGUUUUGUGUAUUAGAGAAAUAGGGUUUCAUUUGCAAUUGUUGCAAAUAUCAAAAUACUUUUGAGCUUGUGAAAAUAGACGUAUUCUAAAUCAUAGAGAUGUGAUGGUAAAUUACAUAAUUUUUGUUAAAAAAUGCUUAGCUUUGCUCUUGUAUUGACCGGCAUGAUAGCCAAACAGGAAAAAAUAAAAUAAUUGUGACUGUCCAAAUAAUUUCAGACUUAACUGUAUAACCAACGGGGGCCAUAGUCCACGUUUGAUUUUUUUUUCUGAGAUACCGAAACAAAAAAAAGUUUUUCACUGGGUUUUUUUUCCAUUUACACUUACAGACUUCAUACUUUUCUUUUCUUUUAAAAUGUAUAACUGCAAAUGGCUGCAAUGUGUCUUGUAGCACUUUUUUAUACAAAGGGCAAUGGACAAUGAUCAGCAAUGUACGUUGCAUACUUCAGUAUCAGGCGUGGAGGACCAGUGCAGCACUCCGGUGGCAGCACAACACCAACUGACCUUGGAACUGUGCAAGACGUCUCGUCUAAUACAAGACAGUCAUCUUUCGCAGCAAAGGGCAGCCAUACAUAUAUACACAUACAUACACACACAUACAUGGGUAGUUAAAAUCUCUGAAUCUGCUAUUUAUUACCAUUUUGCAAUAACUACGUAUUACUUUUUUUUUUAUUUUAAUUUAAUGUUUGUAUACAUUGCUUCUCAAUUCAAUUCAGCCUUGUUGACACAUAAAUGUUUAUUUUACUGCAUUUCUUCCCAGUUUUUACUGGUUUAAAUUACUUUAUACUGUAUCACUGUGUGAUAAUGUUUUGUUGCAAAACAAGUAUAAAGGAUUCACCAAUGUACAAUUGUGUUGGAGUCAUUAUUUUAGGUACCCAUUACUUUUUAAAAUUCCGGUGUGUAAGCCGCACCCACUAAAUUUAGAGGAUAAACCACAUUUGUUCAUAUAUAAGAGCCGCAUGUGUCCCUGUCAUAAAAUGACAUAU